This is a messenger RNA of Zeugodacus cucurbitae (melon fly), 2209 nucleotides long. RefSeq names its product complex I assembly factor ACAD9, mitochondrial (gene Egm). Bases 65 to 2062 code for a protein of 665 amino acids. The record is from RefSeq and is a predicted model, not a curated record. The transcript is spliced from 5 exons. Gene Ontology annotation, molecular function: acyl-CoA dehydrogenase activity; flavin adenine dinucleotide binding. Lineage: Eukaryota; Metazoa; Arthropoda; Insecta; Diptera; Tephritidae.
UUAGUUGACAGUUCAGCUGUCAUUGGUGCUACAGCCGGGUAUUUCUAUAGGAUUGUGCUGAAAAAUGUUACGUCUCCGCAACACAUUGCACCGGAUUGUGCAACAAAAUUGCAGCAAAAAGUUCGAAUAUGUGAAUGGAAAAUGUAUACGUGCUACCAGCACUAGUGCCGGACGUGACAGUCAAUCCUCAGCAAAAACCACUACUGAUGGUUCGUUUGCCAGUGAAGAUGCUGUUGACCAACAACGGCGCACUGGGGCAGGUGUUAAGAUGGCACCAGAUGCAGGGAAAUUGCGUGCACGUUUCCCAUUAGUGAAGAAUUUCUUUGUUGGUGUGGUUGAUAAUGAAAUGCUUGGCUAUCCCGAGGUUGUGCAACGUGAAGAAAUGGCUCGUAUUGAAAACGAAAAAUUACCACUUACAAAUUUCUUCAAAGAUCAAGUGAACAAUGCGAUAAUUGAUCGCACGCGCCAAAUACCUGCAGAUGUUGUUGAUUCAGUACGGCAAUUGGGUUUAUAUGGUAUUAAUGUGCCGGCAGAUUUUGACGGCAAAGGUUUAGGUUGGACCACCAGUUUAAUGCUUUCAGAGCCAGAGUCAAAUUGCGCUAAUGUAUCGCUGGGCCUGUUAUCACAUCGCAUAAUCAUCGAUUUGCUAAAAGAAGUUGGUAGUACCGAACAACAGCAGCGAUUUUUACCAAAAUUAGUAAAUGGUUCACAAGUUGGUGUUGAAGCAAUAUUCGAGUACGAUAUAGCAGAAAAUGAACUUUUCAAUACAACCGCCGAAUAUCAUGCGGAAACUAACGAGUGGUUGCUGUCUGGCAAAAAGGCAUUCGCAGUAACUGGUCCAUUUGCUACAACCAAUGCUGCGCCACUCUUUUUGGUGAUCGCUCAAACGCGUCGCCUAAACGUUAAAGGCGAUGCCGGACGCAGUACCACAAUUUUCUUAGUGGACAGUAACACAGCAGGUGUUAAAUUAGGAGAACAACAUUUGACAAUCGGCUGCAGAGGUUUAGAAAUACGACGUGUGGAAUUUGACCAAGUGCAUAUACCAGCCAGUUGUGUAGUCGGUGCUGCAAACGAAGGCAAUGAAGUAGCAGAAGUAUUGCUGCGCAGUAGCCGCUUGCGAAAUGCGGCGAUGGGACUGGGUAUGGCCAAGCAGUUGGUUAACGACUUGACAGCAUACUGCAUCGACAAUCGACAGUGCAAUGUGCCGCUUAAGGAUAUGGAAAUGUUGCAGAUGCAUUUGUCGGAGGCGUCUUGUGCCACAUAUGCUAUUGAAAGUAUGAUAUAUAUGACAGCUGGCAUACUGGAUGAAUUUGCCUCGCCAGAUGUGGCGUUAGAAGCAGCAAUCACUAAAUAUUAUAGUCUUAAGCAACUGUUCAAAAUUGCUGGUAAAUGUAUGGACAUUAUUGGGCCAAAAUCACUACUUUCUGGUCAGGAAACAGAGGUGCUAUUCCGCGAUGCUGCACAACUAUACACACAUGGCGAAUCAAUGGACACGCUGCGCUUAUACAUCGCUCUAGCUGGCUUACAGCACGCAGGCGGUCUACUUCAAGACACAGUACGCAUGCAACGCAAUCCACUGUUCCACCCCGGUCACAUAUUGAGCAAAUUCCUGCAAAGUUCUAACAUUGAUAAUCCAAAGACCAAAUUGCGUUUGAAUGAACAUGUGCAUCCCUCUUUGGAACCCGCCGCGCAAAGUGUAGAACAGUCAGUGGCACGUCUGCAGAUGUGCGUUGAGUUGCUGCUAACACGUUAUGGCAACGCUGUGGUGGAGAAACAUCAUGACAUGCACCGUUUGGCCGAUAUUACAGCCACAAUCUAUGCAAUGUUUGCAAGUUUAUCGCGUGCCUCACGCUCCUACUGCAUAGGCCUGCAGUUGGCCGACUAUGAGUUGGUGCUGGCCUCCGCCGUGUGUACGCAUGGUCGUGAUAAAGUGCACACAUUAGCCACGGAAAUCUUCAAUGGACAGUAUGUGAAUAACGAUAGUAAUUUGCAACGUUUGGCCAAGCAAGUCAUACAAAGCAAAGGCUAUUUCCCCGUGCAUCCGCUUACUUUUAAUUUCUAAGUGAAGCAAUGCAGCAGUGUGAAAAUAAAAGUACUGUUUAAUGUGCAUGUUAACAAUUAAAUGUAGUUGUAAAUAUUUUGUUGAAGAUUUGAUUUGAAAAGUGGACGAAAAAAAUUAAAUAAAAGUAUUUCAUAAAUGCUUGAGAAA